Prunus armeniaca (apricot) is the source of this 474-nucleotide messenger RNA. The record is from the annotation of a GenBank genome assembly. Lineage: Eukaryota; Viridiplantae; Streptophyta; Magnoliopsida; Rosales; Rosaceae.
AUGGCCAGUGAGAGUUGGAAAGUGGUGGGCGAGACGUAUUGCAAGGCAUGGCUGCAGCAAGCUUUCGAGCCCGAAAACGAGUCGUUGCCGUGCACCAAGUUCUCGAUGGAUGUCAAGGCCACGGUUCGGCGGUGCCUGCUGCAGCAGCCUAUUGAUUUCAAUGAAGAUAUGUCGUUGUUUUUGGAAGACGAUAAUUGGAAUGUGGAUGAGAAUGAAGACACAGUCGAACCCCUAGCUAACAACCCAUUUGACUUGGCCGCCGUCAUAUCCCAAACCCUUUCUCGGCUUCAAGUCCCCUCCCACGCUCAUCAAGACAUGAUUGACACGAUCAUAUUGCCCGAAGCUUUUAAGGCCGCAAGGGAGCAUUGUGGGGUGCCCAAGGUUCUGCGUAUCGCGGUGCGCGUCGAUGUUUAUGUUGCUGAGAAGAAUUACAUGGAGGAGGAGUUUGGGGGGGACGGAUGUUUUGGAGGUUGA